AUGGAACAGAAUGAAGUAAAAAUAAAACUUAUGACCGAAUUGGCAAAUGUACUCAAGCAGGCAACAUUUGAGUAUCCGUCUGGCGAUUCGCUCUCUAAAGAAUCUACUCAGAUACUUUGUAAUACGGUUGAAGCACUAUUCAUUCAUGGCUUGAAGACAGCCUUUUUCCAGAAGAAACCACGAAGUUCAAGGUAUCCGGAGCCGAAUUUUUGGCCGUUUGUUAGCAAAUAUACGCAUAAAGCAGUACUCGAUCAGAUAGCUACAUCGAAUCAAAUAAAAACAGAAAUAGGAAAGUCACGGGCAUGGAUCAGGAUACUUUUGAAUGAAAAUACAAUAGAAAAUUAUUUGAACUUAUUGUCGCGUAAUAAUAUUACUUUAAGCAAAUUUUACGAGAAAUGGGCUUUUCUGCGAGAUACAGAGCGCAUGAAUGUACUAUCAGGUUACAUGAAGGGACUGACAAGAUUAACUAUCGAAGCACCCGUUAACAGUUUCUUUCUUAACACUUGGACUCCCACGCCAUUAAUACUUUCUGGUUUGAUAGCAGGAGAACCUGCAAGAUUAAAACAGUUAACAAAGUGUCGUUGUCGUGGUAGUUCGUUGAGUAUGCUCGAGGAUACAGAGCUUGCUGAAAAUGCAUUGCACUCUUUGUGCAGUUCUACAGAAAUAUCUAGUUCGUGCGUAGAGGAUUCCGACCUUGGACAAGAAGUUGAUUUGGCUUCCGUUUAUUCGCAUCCGUCAAUGCUUGAUGAAGAGUACAUUCAUCCCUCAGCUCUAAACUCAACAAGCAGUCCCAUACUUUCAAAUCCAGUUCCGGAAGAUGGCAUCCCAAGUUACGACUCUUGUCAGAUACGAGUAACUAGAGGUGCUUAUCGCCGUAUUAGGCGUUCAUCUAAGAGUAGUACUGCUGUCAGCUCAUCAAAUUCUAGAAACGAGUCUAUAUCAGCUAUGGUUGGCGAGUCGUGUGAUAUAGAAAAUGUUGGAAAAAAAGUGGAAAAUUUUGGAGAACUAUAUAACGAUAUACAACGAACUUCAUCCUCAAUUCUUACAUUAAAUAACGAAAACAGAGAAAACCACGACCAGUCGACUGAAGCCUAUGAGGAAAAAGCGGUGGACAAGAAAAAACAUAAAUCAUUUGAAUAUAACGAUGAGUUGUCAAUCAGUAGUGAGUUCACAGUCCACAAAAUGCCCAAAAAUCCACAAGGAAACUCCAAAAGUUGGACUUGUUCAUGCGCCAGAUCUGAUGGCGCACCUGAUGAUAUCAAACCAAAAUAUUCUAUGCAGGAUGAGUCAUAUAACCUUAUAUACAACCUUUGUCCGGUGAUUUCAUUCGAAAAUGAGCAAUCUUUCACUGAAUUAGGCGAUCAAAUUAGAAGCAUAUCAAAUAAAUCAUCAGACGUUGAACUGGAACGAUCUGUGUCCAUGCAAGAUAAUUUGUAUGCAUCGGAUCAUUACAAUGAAGGAAAUAGCCUUCUUGGUAAAGGCUGGAUUGUUCAUCAUCGUUGGAAACCUGAAUUUUUUGAUGGCCGAACUUCGACAAUUUCUUUAUCAACUAACCCGGAUUCCUCACAAAAUUUUGAUAUGGAAAUAAGAAAUGUUCUUGAUGAAACUUCAAAUGAGGUGAUGAAUCAGAAACAUUCGAAUAAUGGUAGUCUUAAUGGUGAAAUUCCUAUACUUGAGGAAGUAGAAGAUAUGUUGAAACAUGUUGGUGAUGGUGACAAAACUUUAUUUUCCAUAUCGCAUCACCAGAUUAUUUUGAAUGGGAGCAUUUCUGAAUUUUCCGACAAAACACUAAUUGAUGUUUUGACAGUGAUCCCUCGCGAGAAGGGCCUUGAUUCUCAGGAUUUUCGUUGUCUUUCCUGUAGAAAAUCGAUUGGCCCAACAUUCGCUUCAUACAGGAAAUGUGGCUUCGACGAAAAAUAUUACUGCAAUGGAUGUUUCAGUAAAGGCGACGAAAGUAUUAUUCCGUCACGUUUGAUUCGUAACUGGGAUAGACAUCCAAGACAUGUUUGCAGGUGCAACAUGGCUUUCAUUGAAAGCAUUAGGGAUAAAGCUGUUCUUCGCCUUGACCAGAUCAAUCCCCAAAUUUAUGCACAUUCCCAUGCUUUAAAUGCUGUGAAGUUUCUGAGAGAGAAAUUAUCGUUGUCAGCAAUGUAUCUGCAGUCAUGUCGGAAGUCAAUUGCUGAAGAUUUGGAAAGUCGCAUUUCGCCCAAGGAUUAUCUUUAUAAAGACAUCCAUUUGUAUUCAUUCACAGAUCUGUUAACGGUACUAUCAGGGUAUAUGGAAAAUCAUUUGAACAAUUUAUUCAAUUUCACAACAGAACAUAUCCGACGAUGUUUGUUGUGUUCUCAGAAAGGCUUUUUAUGUGAAAUUUGUGCUUCUGCUGAAGUGAUUUAUCCAUUUCAACUGGAAGUGACCUCCCGAUGCCUGGCGUGUUUUUCGGUAUAUCACAAGAACUGUCUGGAAAAACAGCGAUGUCCGAAAUGUACUCGGCGAGAGCGAUAUAUGCAGCAGCAACCGAAUAUUGAUUCUCAAUAUUUGCUCCUUGAUAUGGAUUGA
Molecule: messenger RNA, 2556 nt
Organism: Brugia malayi
Lineage: Eukaryota; Metazoa; Nematoda; Chromadorea; Rhabditida; Onchocercidae
Gene: Bma-cup-14
Exons: 19
Coding region: 1-2556 (851 amino acids)
Source: RefSeq, a predicted model, not a curated record